Molecule: messenger RNA, 258 nt
Organism: Leptosia nina
Lineage: Eukaryota; Metazoa; Arthropoda; Insecta; Lepidoptera; Pieridae
Source: the annotation of a GenBank genome assembly
AUGUGGCGAUUUGAGUCUAAGGGUCUAAUGUCUGAUCAUAAGGGUCUAAUCAAAACUCAAACGGUCUUCCUUCCUGACAAGAGAUUCGAUAGGAAAAAUUCGCUGAGAAACAAUGCGCGCUCAAACCUCGCAAAACCCAAGCACGAAUGGUUUUUGAAAGUCAGCGGUCUUGUCAACAAGCGAGAACAAUGCGGUGUUAAUGUUUGCGCGUCACUCGACAUUUGCACAAGUGUAAACGUUCGCUGGAGCUGUGUGUGA